Myripristis murdjan (pinecone soldierfish) is the source of this 3433-nucleotide messenger RNA. RefSeq names its product collectin-12-like. The transcript is spliced from 10 exons. The record is from RefSeq and is a predicted model, not a curated record. NCBI's taxonomy places the organism in Eukaryota, Metazoa, Chordata, Actinopteri, Holocentriformes, Holocentridae. The coding region runs from base 261 to 2477 and encodes 738 amino acids.
GCGCAGCGCUGCAGGACAAGGCUUCGGGAUAUCGCAUCUCUCCCGCAAAAGCUCCAGAGCAAGCCACACGAACUCGACCAUGGGAUUUUAACUGAAAACUAAACAUGAAGACAAACUUAUAGCGUUCUCCUUAGUCAGCGUCGCGCUCUCCGUGGAAGUGAUUUAGACCUACAUCUUUGGUUGAACUGGAUGUUGAGAUGCGCACAAAGUGACAGGGGUCCUCAUCUCUUCUACAGUCCUCACAGAUUUUAUAAAACGCCAUGAAAGACGAUUUUGCAGACGAGGAGGAAGUACAGUCUUUUGGAUACAAGCGGUUCGGGAUCCAGGAGGGCACCCAGUGCACAAAGUGUAAGAAUGAGUGGGCACUGAAGACCUCCAUAGCUCUGCUCUAUGUGAUGUGUACUCUCCUCACCAUCGCUGUUGCUGUACUUGGAUACAAAGUGGUGCAAAGAGUCGACAAUGUUUCUGAAGGUAUAGCAAACUAUGGAGGAAAGAUAAUUGCUGUUGAGUCCGAUUUGAAGAAGCUAGAUGACCAAACAGGGGAAAAAUCAGAGAACACCACCACAGAGAUCCAGGCCUUUAAGAACAACAUCCAGGCUCUCCAGAGGCAGCUGUCUGAGGUGGCCGAGCGCAGCAGCAGUAACCGUGCUACACUGAGUCAGCUGCAAAACGCAGGCUUGGACAUCCAGAGCAGCCAGGGCUCCAUUCAGGGACUGUUGGAUAGCAACACAGCCACUUUGCGCUCUGUGAAUGGCACCCUUCAGUCCUAUAGCAGCACCGUGGAGAGCCUGCAGGAUGACACAGCCAGGCUGCAGACAGAGCUUCAGCAGCAGGUAAACCUCCAGAGCCAAGCCCUGAUCAGUAUCAGCAGUCUCAACCUCACCCAGGCCCAGCAGAGAGGCCUCAUUGCUGCUCUGCAGCGCUCAGUGGAUGACACUAGCCAGGCCAUCCAGAAAAUGCGCAACGACUUCCAGAGCCUAGAGCAGACAGCCCGACAGACCCGCUCUGAUGCUGAGUGGCUUAGAAGUAAGGUGGAAAACCUGCAGAUUAUGGCCUCUAAUGCCUCAGCAUUAGCUAAGGCCAAUAACGACAGCCUGGAGGAGGUUGGCACGCAGUUGGCUUCCCUGUCCAGCCAGCUUCAAAACACCAGCAGCCUGGCGGAGGGUCACGAGCAGAGUCUGAGGGAACUUAUGGACCAGCAGAGGGACCACGACAACCUCACCUCCACCAAGUUUGACCAGCUAGAGAUCCGGCUAGAUGAGUCAGAGCAGAGUAUUGAUCGUGUAACUGGAAACAUCAGCUUCACCACCCAGCUGCUGGGUGCCAUCAACCUUAACCUGAAUGACCUGCGCACGUGCGCCGAGACAGUGGGCCGUCACUCCGACUACCUGCUGAACCUCAACAACAGCGUGUUGGAUAUGAGAACAGAUGCGUCCAUGCUGAGGUCGCAGCAGGAAGAGCUGGCAGCACGCCUGGACAAGGAGGUCACCAACCUGUCCAUCGUCAUGGAGGAGAUGAAGCUGGUGGACAGCAAGCAUUCACAACUAAUUACCAACUUCACUAUUUUACAGGGUCCUCCUGGUCCCAGAGGACCAAGAGGGGAUAAAGGACCUCAGGGACCAACUGGUCAGCCUGGGCAGAAGGGGGAAAAAGGGGACAAGGGUGCACCUGGGAUGCAGGGUCUCCGAGGAGAGAAGGGAGCUCCAGGGUCACCAGGUCUGCCAGGGUUGAAAGGCCUACCAGGCGCACGUGGCAGUCCUGGAUCCAAGGGCUCCCGUGGGUCAGGGGGCAGGGCAGGACCUCCUGGAGCUAAGGGAGAGCCAGGCACUGCUGGUCUCCCUGGAAGAGACGGACAGCCUGGCCCUCAGGGAGCGCAGGGCCCUUUGGGUAUUCGAGGACCAAUGGGACCUGCUGGGGAACAAGGGCCGAGGGGGCCAGUGGGGCCAGUGGGCCCAGCCGGACCACCUGGACUACCAGGACUUCCAGCCCGGCCACCUUUUGGCCCUGUGUCUCUGCAGAGUGAGGCACCUGCUCCUACACUAUGGGCACCAGGUUGCCCAUUUGAGUGGGUAAACUACAGAAACAAGUGCUACUUUUUCUCCAAAGAGCUGCACAGUUUUGAUGACGCAAAGGCAACAUGUGAAAGGAAGUCUGCUUCAUUGUUGAUCAUCAGUGAUAUGGAGGAACAGAAAUGGCUCAGGAAGCAGACCUCUGGGAAGGGUUACUUCUGGAUGGGUCUGACUGACAAGGAGGAGGAGAAUGUGUGGCGCUGGCUGGACGGGACUGAACCUGUUUUCACGAAGUGGAAGCCCGGUCAGCCUGACAACUGGGGCCAUGGGCACGAGGUCGGAGAAGACUGUGCAGGGCUCAUCCACGAUGGGUUAUGGAACGAUUUCUUCUGUGAAGAUCUCAUAAGCUACAUCUGUGAGAAGGAAAUAGAGGACCAAGAGCACCCGGGUCAUAGCGAUGUUGUAUGAAAAGGGGAUCCAGAGAGCAGCUAGACUUCACCCCUGUGUCACUCGGCCCACUGACACAGCACAUGGACAACCCAUAUGGAGAGAGAGGAGGGACAAUUUUAAAAUGAGCCCAGGGCUGCAUCUGCAAACCUCUCUCCACUGCUGAUCUGAGACUUUUCUCCUCCAGAGUGAACCCAAUCCACCAGCAAGUGCAAUACAGCCGCAGGGCAAAUGAAAGAUGGAGGAGAAUGUUUUUUUUUUUUGUUUGUUUGUUUUUAAAUCACCAAAUCACCAGCUGAUUUAUAUAAAUGUUUUUAUGGUUAUUUUAAAUACUUUUUAUAUGACUGUAUUCCAUGUACAACUGAAUAUCUGAAUGUAUAUUUCAUUAUGCAAGUUUUGUAGGAAAAUAUAAAUUCUAUAAAGCCAAACGGACAUACCGUAGUGCCCUCCACAACAUGUAUUUGUCCUUAAAUGGUGCAAAAUGAUGCGCAAAAAAAACAAAAACAUUAUGUCGCUGAUAUGCUAUCUUCGAGGAAUCUGUUACUUUAACCACAUGAAUGUCUGGUUAUAUAGCUUCAUCAUUUAUCUUCGACAGAAUAAAUUAAAUAUGUACACGUACAAUGUCAGAAAACCAGCUUGAUUUUUAGUUAAAGAAUACAAGUUUACAGUUUAGUACUCCAAGUUUGGUAUUUGUUGACCAUGGGACGUAUUUGUUAAUAUUAUAAAUAUGUUUGACAAUAACAGACUAUGGACCAUAACUACAAAUAUCAAAUGCACCACUUUUCUGCACUCAGGGAAUUGAUGUUUCCUGGUAUUACUAAAAACAGAGUUUAAGCAACACCGCAGAGAGAAUAAAUCACCUACUACAAUGAUGAAAACAUUCACUAAUAAUAAAUACAUAAAACCUCUGAGGCGUUUGUAUAUUUGGGCUCAUUUUCCCACAUUUGCAUAUCAAUAUUUAGAACCAGGUAAAUGGG